Molecule: messenger RNA, 1062 nt
Organism: Sphenostylis stenocarpa
Lineage: Eukaryota; Viridiplantae; Streptophyta; Magnoliopsida; Fabales; Fabaceae
Source: the annotation of a GenBank genome assembly
AUGACCGCAAAGUCGGCAACAAAGGAAAAGAUAGGCGAGGGAGAGAAAUUUCAAUUGGGGACUGUUGGCGCAUUGAGUUUGUCAGUGGCGUCGUCGGUGUCGAUUGUGAUUUGCAACAAGACGUUGAUGAGUUCGUUGCGUUUCAUCUUUGCUACAACUUUGACAAGUUGGCAUUUGCUUGUAACAUUUUGUUCUCUUCAUGUUGCACUAAAAUUGAGAUUUUUUGAGCACAAACCUUUUGAGAAGAAAACUGUGAUGGGAUUUGGAAUUCUAAAUGGAAUCUCUAUUGGACUUUUAAAUUUGAGUUUGGGCUUCAAUUCUGUUGGCUUUUAUCAGAUGACUAAGUUGGCAAUCAUCCCCUGUACGGUUCUAUUGGAGAUCCUUUUUCUUGGGAAGAAAUUCAGUAAAAGAAUACAAUUUUCCCUUGCAAUCCUCCUUUUGGGUGUUGGAAUUGCUACAGUUACUGAUGUGCAGCUCAAUGCUUUGGGCUCAUUGUUAUCUUUACUAGCAGUCAUUACUACAUGUGUUGCUCAAAUUAUGACAAAUACCAUUCAAAAGAAGUUUAAGGUUUCUUCUACCCAACUUUUGUAUCAAUCAUGUCCAUAUCAAGCAGCCACCUUGUUAAUCUCUGGACCAUAUUUGGAUAAACUUCUGACAAACCUAAAUGUUUUUUCUUUCAAAUACACAACACAAGUGACGGUGGUCAUUAUUCUUUCAUGUCUGAUCUCUAUCGCUGUGAAUUUUAGUACAUUCCUUGUAAUUGGAAGGACUUCUCCAGUCACCUAUCAAGUCCUUGGACAUCUGAAGACAUGUCUUGUAUUGGCUUUUGGAUAUAUUAUUGUCCAUGAUCCUUUCAAUUGGAGGAACAUACUAGGGAUCAUGGUAGCUAUGGCUGGGAUGAUUAUAUAUUCUUACCACUGUACUCUUGAGACUCAACAAAAAGUUACAGAAGUUCCACAACUGCCACAGGCAAGAGAAGGUGAGAAUGAUACUCUCAUUAAUGUGGAAAAUACAAGUACAAUUCUAAACAAAAGGCCUCCUGUAUACAAAGAUAAAAACUAA